UGCCAAAAAUAAGCUCCACUGAACUACAAAGCUUUGCCUGUUUAAGCUUUCAGUCUCUUUUCCUCCAUAUUGUCUCCGCUUCCCACCUUCUGCUUGCUCAGCAAAAAGAAUUGAAUUACAGGAAUCAUCAGAUCACACAUAAAGGUCCUUACUUACUGUAGUCCAUGAAAUCUCCCAGUCCAAAUUUCACACACCCAACCCUACAGCUCUUACCCAAAUGCAAAACCCUUAACGAACUUAAACAAGUCCAUGCUCAAAUGACAGCCACCGGUCUCACUCUCCACACAUACCCUCUUGCUAGACUCCUCUUAUCUUCCUCCACUCUGGACGUAACCUAUACCCUUUCUAUUUUUAACCAAUUACCAAACCCAACAAUUUUCCUCUUCAACAUUGUCAUUUCCUCUCUUGCCAAUCACAAACACCAUGCCCGCAUUGCCUUCUGUUUAUAUAACCGUGUUUUGUUUCAAAAGAGGGUUAGACCCAAUAGUUACACUUUCCCAUCUCUCCUCAAGGCUUGUGGGUUGCACCCUUGGGUUCAACAUGGCUCAGCAUUACAUACCCAUGUGUUAAAAUUUCUUGCACCCACAUAUGAUCACUUUGUUCAGGCCUCUUUGCUUAAUUACUAUGCCAAUUCUGGCAAGUUGGGUGUGGCUAGAUAUUUAUUUGAUCAAAUCAGUAGACCUGAUUUGGCCAUGUGGAACUCUAUUUUAACUGCUUAUGUACGUAAUGCUAACAAUAAAAGUGAUGAUGAUGAUGAUGUUACUAGUUUAUCUUUAGAGACCUUAUAUUUGUUCAGUAAGAUGCAAUAUUCUGCAGUUAAGCCUAAUGAAGUUUCAAUUGUAGCUUUAGUCAGUGCUUGUGCUAAUUUAGGUGCUCUUAGUCAAGGUGCAUGGGCACAUUUGUAUAUACUAAAGAACAACAACCUUAGGUUAAAUCGCUAUGUAGGCACUGCUUUAAUCGAUAUGUAUUCAAAAUGUGGGUGUCUAGAUAUAGCAUAUCAAGUGUUUGAUAUAUUGUCCCAGAGAGACACAUUCUGUUAUAAUUCAAUGAUUGGAGGGUUUGCAAUUCAUGGUUGUGGACACAGAGCACUUGGUCUUUAUGAAAAAAUGAAACUUGAGUCUCUUGUUCCUGAUAAUGUAACAUUUGUUGUCACAAUGUGUGCUUGCUCGCAUGUUGGUUUAGUAGAGGAUGGGUGCAAGAUCUUUGAGUCUAUAAAAGAGGUUUAUGGUGUUGAGCCUACACUUGAGCAUUAUGGUUGUGUAGUUGAUCUUUUAAGUAGAUCCGGGCGAUUUAAGGAAGCAGAAGAAAAAGUCAAGAACAUGCCUAUGAAGCCAAAUGCUAUAUUAUGGAGGUCUUUAUUAGCAGGAGCUAGAGUUCAUGGAAAUUUAGAGGUAGGAGAAUUUGCACUUAAGCAACUCAUGGAUCUAGAACCAGAAACUAGUGGGAACUAUGUGCUUCUCUCAAAUAUGUAUGCAAGUGUUAAUAAGUGGGGAGAUGUGAAAAAAGUAAGGAAACUGAUGAAAGAUCAUGGGAUCAUCAAAACGCCUGGAACUAGUCUAGUUGAGAUUGAUGGUGCUAUGCAUGGGUUUAUUAUGGGAGAUAAAACGCACCCACUUUCAAAAGAUAUCCGUUUGAAGCUUGAAGAGAUUAAUAGAAAGUUACAAGAAUACGGUCAUAAGCCAAGAACAAAAGAAGUGUUAUUUGACAUAGAAGAGGAAGAGAAAGAAGAUGCCUUGUCAUGCCAUAGUGAAAGGCUUGCGAUUGCGUUUGCUCUUAUGGUAGCUAAUUCAAAUGCUACUAUUAGAAUAAUAAAGAAUCUUCGCGUAUGCGAUGAUUGCCAUGCAAGUACUAAGGUUAUUUCAAUGGUGUAUAACAGAGAGAUAAUAGUAAGAGAUAGAAAUAGAUUUCAUCAUUUCAAAGAUGGCACUUGUUCUUGUCUGGAUUAUUGGUGACACUUGGUUACCUUGAAAUUCUUUUGUAUUGUUGAAUGUAACAUAAACUAGACUUGUGUUGAGUAUUUGAACAGACAGUUCUUUGGUUCAGUA
This is a messenger RNA of Ricinus communis (castor bean), 2045 nucleotides long. RefSeq names its product pentatricopeptide repeat-containing protein At5g43790. Gene Ontology annotation, molecular function: RNA binding; protein binding; zinc ion binding. The record is from RefSeq and is a predicted model, not a curated record. Gene Ontology annotation, biological process: RNA modification. Bases 165 to 1952 code for a protein of 595 amino acids. The transcript has a single exon. NCBI's taxonomy places the organism in Eukaryota, Viridiplantae, Streptophyta, Magnoliopsida, Malpighiales, Euphorbiaceae.